Molecule: messenger RNA, 921 nt
Organism: Pyricularia pennisetigena
Lineage: Eukaryota; Fungi; Ascomycota; Sordariomycetes; Magnaporthales; Pyriculariaceae
Exons: 2
Coding region: 1-921 (306 amino acids)
Source: RefSeq, a predicted model, not a curated record
AUGGACUUUUCUCAUAACAUCGGUGAAUCAUCAUCCUUCGCUCAUGCACAGGUAUCUUACCCACCCCUCCUACUCGGGAAAAGGCUAACGCCAGGGUACUGCUUCAUCUUCUGGGUCAACCAGUCUUCUCCUGAAGCUCAGUUUGACUUUUUUGAAUGGCAUGGACACUUCCAGUCAUGCGUACGGUAUUUCCUGGACCAUGCGCAGCACUCUGAGCAUGUCAAGGUGGUAGCGGCCUUUAUCAAUAUCACGUUACCGUUCCAGAACGUCAACAAGCCCAUCAUGUCAUCAAGGGUCAGCCUCUCGCCGACAGGACAGCAACAGGUCCCGGGGAAGCCGGGACCAGGGAUAGGAUCUUCGAGAGGGGAGGUUGAUUUCAGUUUUGGCGGAUUCAGAGGCAGCUCGAUGCCCUUCCAUUCACCCCAGCAGCAUCUGCCGCAACACCAAGAUCGGACUGGCACACCAUCUCCGGCCGCACCAUACUGCACGCUGACGCCGUACAUCCGCCGACUGGUGGCGAUGGGCCUCGACUCUGAAGGCAUGCUGCAUGGAUUCUUUGGUGAUGACUGGAAGUUGGGGGUUGGCCCCUUUCACGAAGUGGAGAGGCGCAACUAUUUGUUUGCCUCAAAGAGCGCCAAUUGGCUGCGCGUCAAGGCGAGCUACGACAUGGACGGCGGUCAGUACAUCCCGUACAUCAAGCCACUUCAAAAUGCUACCGAGGCCGAGAUUAAGUCCGCCGACAACAGCUGGAGUGAGUGGCUGCUCAUGCAGGAUUGGAUGGUUGGUCCCAGGGCCCCUGCCGACAUGGAAGAUAUUGGAUUUGGCGGUCAGCCGCAGCAGAGGCGCCAAAGCCACCACCACCAUGGCCAGCAGCGCGACGAGGGGGGCGCGAGGGUCCAUAUCAAGCGUGAGGAGGAAUGA